Messenger RNA from Penicillium maclennaniae, 357 nucleotides. RefSeq lists its product as uncharacterized. Gene Ontology annotation, biological process: carbohydrate transport; transmembrane transport. NCBI's taxonomy places the organism in Eukaryota, Fungi, Ascomycota, Eurotiomycetes, Eurotiales, Aspergillaceae. Gene Ontology annotation, molecular function: carbohydrate:proton symporter activity. The record is from RefSeq and is a predicted model, not a curated record. The transcript has 2 exons. Gene Ontology annotation, cellular component: membrane. Bases 1 to 357 code for a protein of 118 amino acids.
AUGUUGAUCACUACUGGUAUCAUCGCGUCUGAAGAAGUGCUGAAUGUCAACCUUGGCAACACUGUGGUCUCGACGGUUGCUUCAUGCAUUGGUGCCAGUCAGAUCAAGAGAAUGGGCCGUCGACCAACCAACAUCUGGACAGCUGUGGCUUGUUGGUUUUGCUUCCCGCUGGCUUUCAAGAAUAUUGGUUGGCACACCUACAUUGUGUUCAUUGUUUGGGAUUUGUUCGAGGCGAGCGUGACAUACAUUUUCUCUGUAGAGACUAAGAACCAUACACUGGAAGAGCUCUCCGAGAUAUUUGAAAGUCUAAACCCUGCCAAGGCUUCUUUACAAAAGCCAUUGCUGUUAGACUCUUGA